Molecule: messenger RNA, 993 nt
Organism: Cuscuta epithymum
Lineage: Eukaryota; Viridiplantae; Streptophyta; Magnoliopsida; Solanales; Convolvulaceae
Source: the annotation of a GenBank genome assembly
UAAACAUAAAAGCUACACUUCAAAAAUUAAACCUUUCCAACUCACGUUCGUUUUUCAUUGUUUAGUUUUGAAGAUGAAUAUUAAUGUUAACAGCGAGGAAGGUGAACUGGAGAGAAAUGCCCGUAGAUCUUUUAGAAGGAUGUGCUGUUAUAUGAUGGCGGCGUUCUUUUGUUUAUUAGCUCUUGCGGUCAUUCUCAUUUCUAUAUAUUAUAUCAAAAACCCCAUUCCAAAAGCUCCCGCCUACUCCGUAGUGGACGCGCGGCCGUUAUCCACCAAUCGCAGCAGUCGUUUCACCGGCGGCGGCAAAGUGACUUUCAUCCUCAACACCCGCAACCGAAACAAAAGAAAAUACACCAAUGACUACGGCACCACCCAAUCAUCACUCUACUUGGGUGGUGCCGGGGCACUGGAGCAGGUUGCGAACGCCACAGCGGUGGCGUUUUUGCAGCCUCCCCGGGCCUCGAAUAACGUUACCCUCACAUUUCCUGUACCGGCCGCGGUCCUUCACGACGGCUCUACCGCCGUCAUAAAGAUGAAUGCUCAACUUCGGUUCCGUGACAAAUCGAAUUAUGGGCAGGUUCAGGUCACCUGCAAGUUGUCCUACUCUUCCCGGCUGCCGCGGGGUUUUGAUGUCCCCAACAAGUGCGCCGUACACUACUUCUGGCCCCUCAAUUGCGGCUGGACCAAUAGGUGGGGAAACGGUAUUUGUCAGCAACGGUAUUAGACAUACGUUGUGUAGAGGACGGAGUACGUGUAUAAUAAUCAACAAGUCAUACACUAUUCAUUGCGUAUGGUUUUUUUUUCAAGAACUAUCAAGUCAUACACUAUUUAUUUGAUAUUCAUUGUUGCUGUAUUUUGCCAUUUACGAACUGAGUCGUGCCCGACUUUUCUAAUUGAAUUCGGCAUUUUUACUUUGACAUAAUUUUAUGAUUAUAUAUGCAGAUAUGCUGUAUUAAGUUGUGAGCAUCACAAUAUGAAGUUUGUGUUUAUUUA